UUGAUCCAUACGUUCCAGGUUCCACCAUCGCUGCGUCCUGUCGCAUUGUAGUAAAUACCGCAGAGGCAGCUAAUCAUAUUGCUGUAAUACAAACCUAUAUAAAGAGUGAAGAAGACUUAAUCUAGUUUUAUUCCGUGAGACUAUUACAUCUGGAACUUAAAAAGCUAUACCAUGCGUGAAUGUAUCAGUAUACAUGUUGGACAAGCAGGAGUUCAGAUUGGAAAUGCUUGUUGGGAAUUGUAUUGCCUAGAGCAUGGAAUCCAACCUGAUGGCCAGAUGGCUUCAGAUUCCAAUUCUGAUGCCAUUGAUGAUUCAUUUAGCACUUUCUUCAGUGAUACCGGCAACCAGCAAUAUGUUCCUCGAGCUAUCUUUGUGGACCUGGAGCCAACUGUGAUUGAUGAAAUCCGCACUGGUGUUUACAGGCAUUUGUUUCAUCCAGAGCAAAUGAUAACUGGAAAAGAAGAUGCUGCCAAUAACUAUGCAAGAGGACAUUACACUAUUGGAAAGGAGAUCAUAGAUUUAGUUCUUGAUCGUGUUCGUUUGCUUGCAGAACGGUGCACUGGACUGCAGGGCUUUCUGAUUUUCCAUAGUUUUGGUGGAGGUACUGGGUCUGGUUUCACCUCUUUAUUGAUGGAAAGACUAUCUGUUGAUUAUGGGAAAAAGUCAAAAUUAGAAUUUGCCAUUUAUCCUGCACCACAGACAUCCACUGCUGUUGUUGAGCCUUAUAACUCUAUUCUAACUACACACACCACUUUAGAGCAUUCAGAUUGUGCUUUCAUGGUUGAUAAUGAAGCCAUUUUUGAUCUUUGCACCCGGAACUUAGAUAUUGAACGUCCAACUUAUACCAAUCUGAACAGAUUGGUUGGCCAAGUUGUCUCAUCCAUUACUGCUUCAUUGAGAUUUGAUGGUGCUCUCAAUGUAGAUUUGACAGAGUUUCAAACAAAUCUUGUGCCAUAUCCUCGAAUUCACUUUCCUCUUGUAUCUUAUGCUCCUGUAAUGUCAGCAGAAAAGGCAUAUCAUGAACAACUGACUGUUCAAGAAAUCACAAAUUCUUGUUUUGAACCAUCCAACCAAAUGGUUAAAUGUGACACUAGGCAUGGUAAAUACAUGGCUUGUUGUCUUCUGUACAGAGGAGAUGUUGUUCCAAAAGAUGUCAAUGCAGCCAUAGGAUCCAUCAAAACCAAACGCUCAAUCCAAUUUGUUGAUUGGUGUCCAACUGGUUUUAAGGUUGGCAUAAAUUAUCAACCUCCUACUGUAGUACCACGUGGUGAUUUAUCAAAAGUCCCACGUGCUGUGUGUAUGCUUUCAAAUACCACAGCUAUUGCUGAAGCCUGGUCAAGAUUGGAUUAUAAAUUCGACUUGAUGUAUGCCAAACGUGCUUUUGUCCAUUGGUAUGUGGGUGAAGGUAUGGAAGAAGGAGAAUUUUCAGAAGCCCGAGAAGAUCUUGCUGCCUUGGAAAAGGAUUAUGAAGAAGUUGGACUUGAUUCGACUGAAAAUUUUGAAGAUGAGGGUGAAGAAUAUUAAGAAUUUCUGGAAAACUUUUGGUUGUUAUGAUUUAAUUUUUUGAGGGCUAUUUUCACUCUACUCUUUCUUUUUAAAUAUUAAUCAAAUGCAUUUUCAUAACAAUUUAAGCAUGGGUCAUUUUUCCAGUAUGAAUUAAGCUAUUAGAAACCAAAAAGUUUUUAGAGGUCCUUUGCAAAACAAUACAUUGAGAGCAAGAAAUUAUUUAUGAUAAAAGUGUAAUUCAAUCUUCAAUUAAUUUAAAAUUAUUAUGAACUAUUGCUUUCUUAAUUCAUAUCAUAUGUAUUAUUUUUAAUAACUAUUCAUUUUUUUUUAUUUCAAUCUAUAUAUUUUUAUUUAAUUUUUUCACCUUACUAGUUCUUAAGAUGUCAUUGGAAAGGCAUUCUUGAAUAUUUUUUGUUCAUAUUACAACAGAUUUUUUAUAGAAAAAAUGACAUUUAUAAAAAUGUCAUUAGCAUUUUCUAGUCUUUAAUUUUACCUCAAUCAAUAAUUAUAUAGUUUUGUUUUAUCUUGACUUCAUAUUUUUAUUUUAGAGUUUUAAAUGUUGAGUUAUAUAUACAUUUAUUGAACUGAUUUCUUACUAACAAUGAAUUUAGAACUUCUAAUAUGCAUUUUUCUGUAUUUUUCUAUUUGGUAAAUAUAAAAUCUUUUUCAGUGCUAAUUGUUUAAUUUGUUAGAUUUUACAUCAUUUGACUUAAAUCAUCAAUAAUAAAUUACUCUUAUUAAUUUAAUAGUUUCUUUUGCUAUAAAAUAAAUGGUAAAUCGUUUUAUUUAUGAAAUGAUUUUAAAAUGUAAGCAUUUACUAAAUAUUCAAAUAUAUGCAAGUGAAGCAAUAAAUCUUUUAAGAACUGUAACAUGUUUUGAAAUCUAUCAUUUAAUUGUAGACAAUUUUUAGCUAUGUAUAUAAUUUGAUAUCAAAGAACAUUGGUUAUAUAGGAUCACAUUAAAAUUUUUGAAGUAAUUUGGUUUUAAAAAGUCAUUUUGGGAUGUAUUAUAUUUUUAAUGCAUUUAGAAAUGUGAAAAGUUAAAAAUAAAAGUAUCUGAGUAAUAAAAUUCUCAAAAUUAUUCUUUUAAAAUAGAAAUAUGUUAUACAGCAUUGUUUUUAAAUUGGACUUUUAUAUUCUAUUAUUAUGAUUGUAUGUUUUGUAACAAACAAAUAUAGUAUAUUACUGAAUUUAAUUAUUCAAAAUUUUGUUUUGCCUUUAUAGAAUUUUAUAAUCCAGAUUUCUUUUUGAAACAUUCAAUCAUUAAUGUCUUGCUUCAUUAGUUUUCUUAAAAAAUUAUCUUUGUUCUUAUUUGAUAGAUAUUAUCUUCAUAUAAUCGGAAUAGAUAUAUAGCUAGUUCCAUAAUUUUUGAAACAUUUGCAUUUUCUUGUAUUAUAAAUAAUAACUUAUGCAGUAAAAGAAUUUUAUAUGAAAAAUUUAUCUUUAAUAAAAACAUAUGCUUCAUAUUGAUAAUUUAAUGUCCUUUAUGAUUAAGCUUUCUGAAGCAUGUGUUUUAUGAAACCCUUCAUUCUUUUCAUAGUAUUCCUUUUGGAGUUAUUACAAUUUAGAAAUCGGUGGAAAAUGUAUCAAAAUAUGUAUAACCAUGUUAGAAGUUUAUUUUCCAAGCUAAGUGAUUCGUUGAAUGCCUAUUGUUUCAUCUAUUCUCUAAAUUGUAAUCAUUAAUUUAAAAAAAAAAGAUUAUUUAGAUUUUUUGAAAUGACGUGUUAUAAUGUAUUUUUUUAUUCAAAUGGCAACAUUAAUUUGUUUGUAAAUGAAUCCAGAUGUAAAAUGGCAGCUUCCAAUUCUUUAUAAAGAUUUUUGAUUUAUUGCUGAAUAUUUAUAUGCUCUAAUGUUCAUGUAAUCUUACUGGAAACUAAUAAAAUAUAAAUCUGCAAUAACUUCACUAAAAAAAAAAAAAAAAUCUGUGAAAAGAUUCUUUGACUCAUUAAAAUACUUGAAUUGUU
Messenger RNA from Argiope bruennichi, 3469 nucleotides. RefSeq names its product tubulin alpha chain-like. Gene Ontology annotation, biological process: microtubule cytoskeleton organization; mitotic cell cycle. Lineage: Eukaryota; Metazoa; Arthropoda; Arachnida; Araneae; Araneidae. Gene Ontology annotation, cellular component: cytoplasm; microtubule. The transcript has 4 exons. Gene Ontology annotation, molecular function: GTP binding; structural constituent of cytoskeleton. The coding region runs from base 172 to 1524 and encodes 450 amino acids. The record is from RefSeq and is a predicted model, not a curated record.